UCCCUUCUUCCCUCCCCCUCCCUCCCCUCCCAUUCUCUCUCCGUCCCUCUCCCUGUCCUCUCUCUUUCCAAAUCCUAGGGAACAGGUUCAACCAGAGCACAACCAGCUAGCUCACCGGCGUCUGGCCCCGGGACUGGCAGGCGCAGGAGGCGCGGAGGGAGGCGGCCGGGCGGGCAGGGGCGGCGGCGCUCAGCCGGCCGCGCGGCGAAGCCCGGCCCGGGCUCGCCCAUGAGGCCCCUACGGAGCCGGAGCAGGAAGCACCGCGGCAUCUCCCUGGGACUCCUCGCCCUCCGCCUGGCCGCAGCCUGCUGUCUGCAGAGUCAGGGCGUGUCACUGUACAUCCCCCAGCCUGCCAUCAAUGCCACGGUGCAAGAAGACAUCCUGCUCUCUGUGGAGUACUCCUGCCCUGGCAUCCCCACCAUCGAAUGGAAGUACACAUCCCCCUGGGGGGUGCAGAAGAAAAUCGUGGAGUGGAAGCCGGGGACUCAGGCCAACAUCUCCCAAAGCCACAGGGACAGAGUCUGCACCUUUGACAAUGGCUCCAUUCAGCUGUUCAGUGUGGGCGUGAGGGACUCCGGCUACUACGUCAUCACGGUGACCGAGCGCCUGGGGAGCAGCCAGUUUGGCACCAUCAUGCUGCACGUGUCUGAGAUCCUCUAUGAAGACCUCCACUUCGUCACUGUCUUCCUCGCUUUUCUCGGUGCUGUGGCCGCGGUGUUAAUUAGCCUCAUGUGGGUUUGUAAUAAGUGUGCAUAUAAAUUCCAGAGGAAGAGGAGACACAAGCUCAAAGAAAGUACAACGGAGGAGAUUGAGCUGCAGGAUGUUGAGUGUUAGCCAAGGCUGAGCCCAAUGACAUUCCUACCUCAAGAGGAAAACUGUUUUCCAGUGGAAGGAGCAAGCAUACCAAUCCAUGCUGAGAGCCUCCUGUUGUCCUGCCCCAGCCGCCCGUUCCUGAUGGGCCUGCCGGUGUGGACAGAGUGGACUUGAGGAGUUGAGGACUCUGGACUGGCCCAAGUCAGUUCUUAUAUGUGCAUGAAAGUCAAGAAGAGUGCUUUGCGUGGCCGCAGCCCAGAGCCGUGCUAACCUGCGGGCAAAGGCAUGGGGCAGGCACCGGCUGCUUGCUCACUGUGCACUGCUCGGCCCAGAAUAGCGGUUGGAGGCGUCCCCAUGCUGGAGGCCAGACUACUCGAGGUCAGAUGUGCAGCCAGCAGGCUGUCUGUGCUCCUGUCUGCUCUGCUCGGCCCACCAACCCUCUGCUGUGGGAGCUGCUGUGAGAAAAUACGAGGCUUUUAGACCAUCUGCUGCCCAAGACAGAAGUCGGAUGAGACCAAGGGGUGCUGCUGUGCUUUAGGGAGAUGCUCAGAGAAGGGCGAGCACCCCCAUGGCUGGAACUUUAGGGGAAAGUGCUUAAUUUGUUCUUGAGGGACCAGCAUUGGGAACAAGGAAACA
This is a messenger RNA of Pipistrellus kuhlii (Kuhl's pipistrelle), 1449 nucleotides long. It is a transcript of the gene VSTM5, whose product is annotated as V-set and transmembrane domain containing 5. The coding region runs from base 229 to 834 and encodes 201 amino acids. NCBI's taxonomy places the organism in Eukaryota, Metazoa, Chordata, Mammalia, Chiroptera, Vespertilionidae. Gene Ontology annotation, cellular component: dendrite; axon; plasma membrane. The record is from RefSeq and is a predicted model, not a curated record. Gene Ontology annotation, biological process: positive regulation of excitatory synapse assembly; filopodium assembly. The transcript has 4 exons.